Molecule: messenger RNA, 1239 nt
Organism: Harmonia axyridis
Lineage: Eukaryota; Metazoa; Arthropoda; Insecta; Coleoptera; Coccinellidae
Product: putative exonuclease GOR
Exons: 3
Coding region: 1-1239 (412 amino acids)
Cellular component (GO): nucleus
Molecular function (GO): exonuclease activity; nucleic acid binding
Source: RefSeq, a predicted model, not a curated record
AUGGGUGGUAUGUGUCAAACUAUCAGUAUAUGGAGGAAUGGAAAGAAAACAGAACCCGUAAAUGUGAUAGAACAAACCCAGAAUGUACCUCCGAUGCAAUAUUAUCCACAUCCUUCACUGGUAGCACCAAAAAGGAAUCACAGAGGCGAAGUGCACUAUUCCACUAACGGACAAUACCUGUCGCCAUUUAGUUAUGAAGAACCAGGUUCGAGCAUCUUCACUUCAACGGAAACAUUCUCGGGCCCUUAUGGAAAUCGUUUCACAGAGGAUCAAAUUUAUACAUUGUUGGUUGAUUUCAUAAUCCCACCUGGACAUCUUUUCAUUAAUGGAUUUCCGGUUUUGAAUGAAGCAACCAAUAAUGUACAAAUUUUUAAGCAAUGCUUCUCAAACCCUCUUGUGGUGUAUUCGGAAGAGAAAAAAAGUAAUUCCAAUAAAGACUCAUCACAUUACUCGAAACAAAUCAAUGCUCAUGAAAGAAUCUGUGUAAGAUGUAAAUCUGGAUUUUUCAUCACCAAUGAUGAAUAUUUAACCAAAGAUCCUUGCUACUUCCAUUGGGGUAAACUAUUGAACCACAGUUUCAGUUGCUGUAAACAGUCGCCUGGUUCGAUUGGAUGCACAACUGGAAAACUUCAUGUUUGGAAUGGUACCGUUGAUGGUACGAAUGAGCCUUUAGAAGGCUUUGUGAAAACAAAAUCCUCUGGGCUAGGGAACAAACAAAAUGUUUUUGCUUUGGACUGUGAGAUGUGUUACACGGUUAAAGGACUAGAACUGAGUCGAGUUGUCAUUCUUUCAUGUACCGGAUCGAUUGUGUACGAUCAUUUUGUCAAACCUGAUAAUGAAGUAGUUGAUUACAAUACACGAUAUUCCGGAGUAACUGAGAGUGAUAUUCACAGUUCAACAGCCAAGUCAUUUUCAAACGUGCAAAGCGACAUUUUGAAAUUGUUCACCGAAGACACUAUCUUAGUAGGACAUAGUUUGGAUAAUGACUUGCGAGUUCUCAAAAUCCUGCAUUCCAAAAUUGCAGAUACUUCCUUAAUUUUUCCUCAUCAUCGUGGUUUUCCAUUCAAGUAUUCCUUGAAACAUUUGAUGUGGACAAAUUUUGGAAAGAAUAUCCAAACAUCUGAUUCUGGCCAUAAUCCAUAUGAAGAUGCAUCGAGUUGUUUGGAUUUAAUAUAUCUCAAGAUUCGGAAGCAGCAGGAAAUUCAUAACUCCCAGUAUUCUUACACUAUGCCCUAUUAA